GUGUCAGACUUUGGUCUCAGCAGGUUCCUGAAGGAGAACUCUUCAGACCCGACCUACACCAGCUCCCUGGGCGGGAAGAUUCCCAUCAGGUGGACGGCUCCUGAAGCCAUCGCCUACAGGAAGUUCACAUCAGCCAGUGACGUGUGGAGUUACGGGAUCGUCAUGUGGGAGGUGAUGUCGUAUGGAGAGAGACCGUACUGGGACAUGAGCAACCAGGACGUGAUAAACGCCAUCGAGCAGGACUACCGCCUGCCGCCGCCGCCCGACUGCCCCGCCUCMCUGCACGCGCUCAUGUUGGACUGCUGGCAGAAGGACCGGGCCAACAGACCCAGGUUCUGUGACAUCGUGGCCUCGCUCGACAGGCUGAUCCGAAACCCCGCCUCCCUGAAGGCCACGCCCCCAGAGGCCCCAAGUCCGUCCCACCCCCUGUUGGACCAGCGAGUCCCCCCUCUUCUGUCAGCCUGUGGUUCUGUCUCUGAGUGGCUCCGGGCCAUAAAGAUGGAGCGAUACGAGCAGAACUUCCUGCAGGCUGGGUUCACCAGCCUGGACGUGGUUUCACAGCUCAACACAGAAGACCUGCUAAGAGUGGGCGUCACCCUCGCUGGACAUCAAAAGAAAAUCCUCUCUUCUAUUCAAACGCUCAGGAUACACAAGGCCCCGCCCAAUUUAUUCUACUGACCAAUCACUGCUUGAUAGUCCAAAGCCACGCCCACUACCUUUGAUCCCACCCACCAGCAGAGACUCCACAUCUCUACGGUUGUACCUGUAAACGUCUGGACUCAGGUGUUCCCAGGCUCCGCCUCCCUGCUCAUUCUAACCAAUCAAAGCCAGGGCCCAGCUGGUUGGUCAGWACUCAGGACACACCAGCCAAUCAACUGCUCAGGAAACUCAAAGCUCCGCCUCCCUGUGCCUGAAUGAAUGUUUUGUAGAAGAAGGCGUGGCUUGUUGUGAUGGACCAAUCACCUUUCAGGACAACAAUCAGACUAUAAGCCAUGAAACCGGACCUCUCUUAAGCUCCGCCCACCUUCUAGAACCAGACUGGACCCCCUGAGUGGAUCAGGAACUGCAGAAGGUCCAGGUAAGGACCAGGUUCUUUUGGACCCUGGGUUCUUGAAGAACCGAACAGAACCUGAUCCUGGAUCAGCUGAUCAGAGCUUUGGGUUCAGCUCAGAAGGUCUGAGAGGACUCUGGGUCCUGCUGAGAUCCAUGGGGUCUCCCAUCAGAACCUCCUSAGACCUGUUGGUCCGGAAUGUUCUGGAUGUGCCUUUUGAAGAAAGUCCUUCAGAACUGUCUUUGGGUCUUACCUUGGUAUGGUGGUCCAGGUUCUGAAGGUCCAGGACAGUCUUCAAGAACWGGACCCCUGUGACUCGUGUGGACCUCCAGGCGAUUGUAGAGUUUGAUAAGUUCUGAAGGAACCGGGUCAUCGGGUCUGAGAUCAGCUUUAGUAUCAGAACCAACAGGAGUCCAGACAGAACCGCUCUGUCAGUCCUGGUUCUGACUCAGCAGAACCUCUGAGGGAACAGGACCCGUUUCAUGUCAGGGUUCCCUGAUAACUGGACUGGUCUCAGUUUCCAGAACUUUAUCAGAACUUCUUUAGAUGAUUCAUGUUMGUUUUUAUUUGGAUCAAAGUUUUUAUAUCAACAUUUUAUCAAAAUAAACAAAUAAAUAAACAAAAAACAAGG
This is a messenger RNA of Austrofundulus limnaeus, 1682 nucleotides long. Its product is annotated as ephrin type-B receptor 4. The record is from RefSeq and is a predicted model, not a curated record. Gene Ontology annotation, cellular component: plasma membrane; dendrite. Gene Ontology annotation, biological process: ephrin receptor signaling pathway; protein phosphorylation; axon guidance. Gene Ontology annotation, molecular function: transmembrane-ephrin receptor activity; ATP binding; protein binding. NCBI's taxonomy places the organism in Eukaryota, Metazoa, Chordata, Actinopteri, Cyprinodontiformes, Rivulidae.